UGAAGAUGACUCGGACUCGAAAAAUGUGAUGACAUAGACGCGACUGGAGGAGUCCGAGACGCCGCUGCUAACACGAAAAUCCCACUACGUCUAAAGGAAUGUAAAUGUUAUACAAGGAAACGUUACAGGAGAUUAUACAAGGUAAAGAAACAUCAGAUCAGAGUCAACAGAGAGACUACUCCAGAGAACAAAAGAUAAGCGGCACCAGCAACUUAUAUCUGAAUCCACCUAUGGACCAAGGGCAGCUGUGGGAGUCUGAGUUCAACAACCCGCGGCCCAUUUCUGAGCGCUGUCAGCGGCAGCUGCCACUCCCACGCCAUCCGAGGAGGUCCGGAAUCCGAGGCCGCGAUACCCGUACUGUGCGAAAAAAAAAUGGGUGAGCGGCGGAAACAGAACGCAUCAAAAGGAGAUCACAAAAAAAUGGCUAAUGGCGCAAAAGAUCAGAGCGGCCAAUGGGGACGAGCCUGGGAGGUGGACUGGUUCUCCUUGGGAGGCGUCAUCUUCCUCCUGAUGUUCGCGCCGCUUAUCGUCUAUUAUUUUGUGAUGUCAUGUGACCAGUACCAGUGCGCGCUCACCGGCCCCGUCCUCGAUUUAUACUCCGGUAAAACCCAGCUGUGGGAUAUAUGGAGCAAGACGCCGCUGAUCACCUGGAAAGCCGUUUACAUCUACGCCGCCUGGGUCUCUUUUCAGGUGUUCCUGUACAUGAUUGUUCCGGAUAUCUGCCACAAAUUCCUCCCAGGAUAUGUCGGAGGUGUCCAAGAUGGCGCGAGAACUCCGGCCGGUGUCAUUAACAAAUACCAGGUGAAUGGCCUCCAGGCCUGGAUUGUGACCCAUAUAGUCUGGUUUGCGAACGCCUAUUAUUUCCACUGGUUCUCUCCAACCAUCAUCAUCGACAACUGGAUCCCCUUAUUAUGGUGCACAAAUAUUCUGGGGUACUCCGUCUCCACUUUUGCGAUGAUCAAAGCCUACUGGUUCCCGACCAACGCCAAAGACUGUAAAUUUACCGGUAACAUUCUCUACGACUACAUGAUGGGGAUUGAGUUUAACCCUCGCAUCGGGAAAUGGUUUGACUUCAAGCUCUUCUUCAAUGGACGCCCCGGAAUUGUCGCCUGGACUUUAAUUAACCUGUCGUAUGCCGCCAAGCAGCAAGAGCUGUACGGGCAGGUCACAAACUCCAUGAUCCUGGUCAACAUCCUGCAGGCCAUCUACGUAGUGGACUUCUUCUGGAAUGAAGCCUGGUACCUGAAGACCAUAGACAUUUGUCACGACCACUUUGGAUGGUACCUGGGAUGGGGGGAUUGUGUCUGGCUGCCCUUCCUCUACACAUUACAGGGCCUGUAUCUGGUCUAUAACCCAGUCCAGCUCUCCACCACAGCCGCGGUAGGAGUUUUGCUCCUCGGUCUGAUCGGAUACUACAUCUUUAGGAUGACUAACCAUCAGAAGGAUCUGUUCAGACGCACCAACGGCAACUGCGUGAUCUGGGGCAAAAAACCCAAAUACAUUGAAUGCUCUUACUCCUCAGGGGAUGGCAAAAGGCAUUACAGCAAACUGAUGAUUUCCGGAUUUUGGGGUGUCGUCCGACAUUUCAACUACACAGGAGACCUGAUGGGUUCCUUGUCGUACUGCCUGGCCUGUGGCUUUGACCAUCUCCUGCCUUAUUUCUACAUUAUAUACAUGACCAUCUUGCUGGUCCACCGCUGUAUACGUGACGAGCACCGAUGCUCCAGCAAGUAUGGGAAGGACUGGAAGCUUUAUACCGAUGCCGUGCCGUACCGGUUACUGCCCGGUGUGUUUUAGAAUGUGAAAGAAACAAUUAUUCCAGGGAAAACACAGAUGUUCAUGGUUUAUUGGAACAAGGACUCUGACCACAUGGACCACUGCCUCUUUAAUAACUGACGCCUGUUCUACUGGGGACCACAAGACGCCAUUAAAUGAGUUUGUUCCAUAGACUUGGAAGUAGGGUCUCAGAAUAUCAAUGUCGCCCUAAAGUAAGGAGCCUUCAAACACUCGACUGUGGCCUUCUGUUGUCUGCAAAAACUCAAAAUUUUCUAACUAUUGCAGUGUUUUCCAACUAGGGUGCCUCCAGCUGUAGCACAUGUAUUCUGCUGGGGGACACUUGCCCGACCCUUCUCUCCUCUGACAUCCAGAGUCAGCAGAGAGUCCAAAGGCCAUAACACACAUAGAUCAUUGUUACCCUAGCAGUAGGCCUUCAGGUGUUGCAAAACUACAACUCCCAACAUGCCCGGACAGCCGAAGGCUGUCCGGGCAUUCUCGGAGUUGUAGUUUUGCAACAGCUGGAGAAACAUAGGUGCACAGGC
Molecule: messenger RNA, 2318 nt
Organism: Hyla sarda
Lineage: Eukaryota; Metazoa; Chordata; Amphibia; Anura; Hylidae
Gene: DHCR7
Product: 7-dehydrocholesterol reductase
Exons: 9
Coding region: 373-1797 (474 amino acids)
Biological process (GO): cholesterol biosynthetic process; brassinosteroid biosynthetic process
Cellular component (GO): endoplasmic reticulum membrane
Molecular function (GO): 7-dehydrocholesterol reductase activity
Source: RefSeq, a predicted model, not a curated record